Molecule: messenger RNA, 4375 nt
Organism: Hemibagrus wyckioides
Lineage: Eukaryota; Metazoa; Chordata; Actinopteri; Siluriformes; Bagridae
Gene: lsamp
Product: limbic system associated membrane protein
Exons: 7
Coding region: 370-1392 (340 amino acids)
Cellular component (GO): neuron projection
Source: RefSeq, a predicted model, not a curated record
GCGGUAGCAGCGAUGUAUAGCGGGGAGGCGGGAGCGCGCGCACAGACCGCGGAGAGGGAGCGCGCGCGCUCCGAAUCCACUCAGGCUGUGCCUCCUCGCGCGGCGAGCGGCGCAUCAACACGGACCGGAUCUCUGCGUCUCCUCUGAUUAUUUUUUUAUCCCAAACUCGCGGUUUUUUAGACCUCCGCUUAAUGCUUUAGAGAGAAUCCGCGUGCAGAAGUGAGAAAUUUUUAAGAGACAGUUUCGGGGCGGUUGCAAAUCCACUCGAGCGCUUUUCAUCACCUUUAUUUUGAGCACGCACAUACUUUUUCCCCCCACUCUCUUUUCUGUCUUUCUCUUGGAUCUAUCACCCGCGCGUUGUGUGCCGUCAUGUCGGUGCGGAGGAGCGCGUGCUGCUGGUCCCACUUGCACGCGACCCUGUUCCGACUGCUGUGUGUUCUUCUGCCCGCAGGCUUUCCCGCACGGAGCGUGGACGUUCAGCGCGCGACGGACAACAUCACCGUGCGCCAGGGAGACACAGCCGUCAUCAGGUGUUAUGUAGAUGACAAGGUGUCCAAAGUGGCCUGGCUUAACCGCUCCAACAUCAUCUUUGCCAGUGAGGACAAGUGGUCCCUGGACCCCCGUGUGGACCUGGUGACGAAGGGUCAGCUUGAGUACAGUCUGCGCAUUCAGAAGGUGGAUGUAUACGAUGAAGGGCCCUAUACCUGCUCCAUCCAGACCAAGCAGCAGUCCAAGACCUCCCAGGUUUACCUUAUUGUACAAGUUCCUGCCUACAUUUACAGAGUGUCUGAGGACGUCACGGUGAACGAAGGCAGUAACGUCACCCUUAGCUGUCUUGCUAACGGUCGGCCUGAUCCGUCCAUCACCUGGAGGCUGCUCAAUCCAUCAGCUGAAACCCUCGAUGUUGGCGAGUAUCUAGAAAUUUCUGGGAUCAUGCGCACUCAGGCUGGACGCUACGAGUGCAAGGCUAGCAACGAUGUCGCUACACCCGAUGUCAAGUACGUCAACGUGAUCGUGAACUAUCCGCCUUUUAUUAAAGGGGCUAAGAGCUCGGAGACGCCGGUGGGACGUCCGGGAGUUCUGCAGUGCGACACCACGGCGGUGCCCAAACCGGAGUUUGAGUGGUACAGAGACGACAAGAGGCUGUCGAACAUGCAGGGGAUUAGUAUUCACAUCGUUGGCGCUCGCACUGAGCUCAUUGUGGCCAACGUCACGGAUGAUGAUUACGGAAACUACACCUGCGUGGCCACCAACCGGCUGGGCACACACAAUGCUACUGUGUUUCUCUACAGACCUGGAACCGGGAGGGACAUCAAUGGCUCCGCCUCUGUGUGUCUGUCAGAGUGGCUCCUCCUCCUCCUUCCUCUCCUCUUGCCUCUACUCAAGUGUUAAUGCUCAGCGCUGAACUUCUUCACCACCACGCUCCUUAUCUCUCUCUCUCUCUUCUUCAUUCCUCCUCUCACUCUCUAACUCCCACCCUUUUCCUCUUUCCGUCAGACUGUUUGCAUUUCCAUUCAGCAUAAACCGUGCCUCGUUGCACGCAAAACUAGGUACACUUCCAAUUACAAAAGUUGAACAGCACGGGCUAGUCGUGUGCUUUAGUGUUGAAUUUUUUUCAAAAAUGAGGAUUUACCAGACCUGAAAGGAAGCAGCAAGAUGCUCUUUCUAAGCUAAAAUGUUAUCAUUUACUUGUUAUUUUCCUUGGUUUUGAUUGUCACAUUCUCUAAAUCUAGCAAGAGCUACAUAAUGCUAACUGCAAUGAAAUCGACCAAUUUGGUUAAAGUAACACAAAUUUGAAUACAUUUAACCACAAAUUCCCUUCAGCACAUGUCGAAUGUGUACCACGAACCGUCUAGCAUUAGAAAAAGGAAAUGAAGCUACAUCUAGACGACUUAGCCAUUAGUGCUUAGCAUCAUUGUCUGGGAAAGUAGCCAGUCAGUAACUUUCUGAACCUUUUCAAUCUUUGCUAAAUAUAUAAAAAGCACUUCAACCUCUCCUGACCUUUAUAAGCAGCUCAUUCAGUUUGGGCUAACCAGCUAGCAGAUAUGUAUACAUAAUGCCUGAUGCUAAAGCACUGAAAGGUUUCUAACUCUAAACUAAAACUUGUGGCAAAAAUCUAAUCAACCAGCCAGGAAUCUUUGCAUACAACAGGUCAGUGAAAAAGCUUUUGAAAUACACAAUACAGUAAACGUAGUGAUGCCUCACUUCCUGUUAGCAAACGCAAAGAUAGUGAGGUGGAUUAGCACGCUGCUGUGGAAUCGAAGCAGUUGAAUUUGAAAUGGAUUGGGAUUGUGAGAGCGACACAUUCUCACGACUACAAAUUCCUGAAUUCAAAGAUUGUGCAAGUGUCACAAGAAGCGGUCAAGAUCAGCGGCUAGCAAGCCAGAGGUCUAAGCCAGAGGUCUAAUUUUCAUAUGAAACGGCUCUUGCUAGAAUUUCCACAGCUAAGAGUUUGAAUGAAAAGGGAAUCUCUUGUUGCACUACUUGAACAACUGAAUCAAAAAAUGAGGGCAUGUGCCGAGAGAUGAUUAUUGUGAUUUUUUUUAUUUUAUUUUAUUUUUUUGGUGGUUGUUUUACUCCACAAGUUGUGACAUGUUGGGUGCCACUUUACUGAAAGCUUAUCGUCCUGGUCAUCAAACCAUUAUUUUAACCCAUUUUUGGGGGGGUGGGGGGUAAUUGUCACCUUCCGUAUCCAUUUGUGGAAAAUGUACCAUACUGCUAAUCUGUGUGUGACUUUUUUGGACUGAAAUGUACGACACCAAUGAAUGCUCUGCUUAUUAUUAUUAUUAUUAUUAUUAUUAUUAUUAUUAUUAUUAUCUUAAAAUAAUUUUCCUUUCUUUUUGUGAAUUUUUCAAACGUAAGCUUACAAAGCUGAUGUUCUUGGGUUUUUUUUUUUGUUUUUUUUUCAUGAUUUCAAUUAACGUUGUAUAUAUGUACUUGAAUCCAUUGUCCUUAUAUAUAAAUAUAAAUAUAAAAAAUAAUAUUAAUAUAUUAUGUCUAUGUUUCUUAAUAGGCUAGUGGAUUUGUCGAGGAUUAACUUGUAGCGAUGCAUCUCGGUGCACCCUGUAAGUACAACUGAUUAGGAGACAAAAAGAUUUUAAAUAUGGAAAAAAAAAUUUAAAAAACGCGAUACUGUAACCUCUCUGAUGAAAAUUUGAGCAACUGUACCUUUUGCGCUGAUCUUCAUAUGUUCUGUUUUUAUAUAGAAAGUAAUGAUUCCAGUGUUAAAAAAAAAAAAAAGAAAAAAAUUGAGAAAAGCUAUGCGCUUGUUGCCAAAAAAAAGAAAAAAGUAAGAGGAAGCUAAUGUGCUGUUCACGGUGAAUUAUAUAGCGUUUAUAAUUCUUUUUAAUUUCACUUACUGUUUAUGUUAACUAGGCUACGUUUGGCAUUUUUGUUUAAAUACAUCGUUGUAAUGUUUUUGCCUCCUUAACUUAAGUUGCUCUGAUGUGCUUACACUACAAGCCCCACCCACAUUGUGACUGACAGCGCUAUCUGCCAAUGAGCUGGGCCGAUGCUCUGUUAAUACGAGCAUGUCUCUCUCCCAAAUGCUAGAAUUCACAGCUAGUUAGCUCCAAAAUCAGAAACAAUACUUGGUCAGUAUUUUUUUAUAAUUACCCAUAAUGCAUUAAAAUGGUUCAAAGGUGGUAUUUUUUAGCACGCUAAGCCUCCAGGGGGUUUAGUGGAGUACUCUGGGAUAGGCUCAUGCACGAUCCUGUGGAAGAAGCGGUCCAAAAGAAGAAUGGAUGGAUGGAUGGAUCUAUCUAUAAUUAGAGGUUGUUUCUUUAAGUGAUUGUUGUUAAGCUAACUGACGAUUAUCUAGUUACUACUAUUAGCAUGUUAAAACAAUUCUAGCAUUUGGGAUACAGCCAUCGAACGGUUGGUGUGAUUAAACAACUUCGCAGUUUAGAGUAGGCAAAGCUAAUUAUGAAGGGCUAGUGAUUCCCUUUAGGCUUAAUCUUCCCCAAAUAUUCAAAGCUUUAUCCGAAUAAUUCGAUCAUAUAUCUUUAAUAAAAGUCCUCCUACUCUAAAAUAACUUUUUUUUGCGUCCCACCUGUUGAAUGCUGACGUGUAAAAGUGUGUGUAUAUGUUUGAGUUUCACGUGAAUGCACUUACACAAGCUACCAGGUUCCUGCUAGCAAACAGCUGCCUCAUGUCUUAGCCUUUCGCACCACGUUAUUUUGUUUUUCUGUAUGUUUUUUUUUUUCGGUUCGUUCCAUAUGUAUCUGUGAAUUGUACACCCUCAUUUCAUCGCAACCAACAUUUUGUAACAGCUUUGUUUUGUUCUAAGGUUACUGCAAUCAAUUUCUUAAAAAUCGUACGUACUGUAAAGUACCGAUGAAACGUUCAGAAGCGAAAUAAAGUCAUUUGAAUUUGA